This is a messenger RNA of Knipowitschia caucasica, 4842 nucleotides long. Lineage: Eukaryota; Metazoa; Chordata; Actinopteri; Gobiiformes; Gobiidae. The record is from the annotation of a GenBank genome assembly.
AUGUUGUGGUCAGAGAGUGUGGAGGAGGAGGAGGAGGAGGAGCGUAUGUUGUGGUCAGAGUGUGUGGAGGAGGAGGAGGAGCGUAUGUUGUGGUCAGAGAGUGUGGAGGAGGAGGAGCGUAUGUUGUGGUCAGAGUGUGUGGAGGAGGAGGAGGAGCUUAUGUUGUGGUCAGAGAGUGUGGAGGAGGAGGUGGAGGAGGAGCGUAUGUUGUGGUCAGAGUGUGUGGAGGAGGAGGUGGAGGAGGAGCGUAUGUUGUGGUCAGAGUGUGUGGAGGAGGAGGUGGAGGAGGAGCGUAUGUUGUGGUCAGAGAGUGUGGAGGAGGAGGAGGAGGAGCAUAUGUUGUGGUCAGAGAGUGUGGAGGAGGAGGAGGAGCGUAUGUUGUGGUCAGAGUGUGUGGAGGAGGAGGAGGAGGAGGAGCGUAUGUUGUGGUCAGAGAGUGUGGAGGAGGAGGAGGAGGAGCAUAUGUUGUGGUCAGAGAGUGUGGAGGAGGAGGAGGAGGAGGAGCGUCUGUUGUCAGAGAGUGUGGAGGAGGAGGAGCGUAUGUUGUCAGAGAGUGUGGAGGAGGAGGAGGAGGAGCAUAUGUUGUGGUCAGAGUGUGUGGAGGAGGAGGAGGAGGAGGAGCGUAUGUUGUGGUCAGAGUGUGUGGAGGAGGAGGUGGAGGAGGAGCAUAUGUUGUGGUCAGAGUGUGUGGAGGAGGAGGUGGAGGAGGAGGUGGAGGAGGAGCGUAUGUUGUGGUCAGAGAGUGUGGAGGAGGAGGAGGAGGAGCAUAUGUUGUGGUCAGAGUGUGUGGAGGAGGAGGAGGAGGAGGAGCGUAUGUUGUGGUCAGAGAGUGUGGAGGAGGAGGAGGAGGAGCGUAUGUUGUGGUCAGAGAGUGUGGAGGAGGAGGUGGAGCAUAUGUUGUGGUCAGAGAGUGUGGAGGAGGAGGAGGAGGAGGAGGAGCGUAGGUUGUGGUCAGAGAGUGUGGAGGAGGAGGAGGAGGAGGAGCGUAUGUUGUGGUCAGAGUGUGUGGAGGAGGACGAGGAGCGUAUGUUGUGGUCAGAGAGUGUGGAGGAGGAGGUGGAGGAGGAGCGUAUGUUGUGGUCAGAAAGUGUGGAGGAGGAGGAGGAGGAGGAGCGUAUGUUGUGGUCAGAGUGUGUGGAAGAGGUGGAGGAGGAGCUUAUGUUGUGGUCAGAGUGUGUGGAGGAGGAGGAGGAGGAGGAGGAGCGUAUGUUGUGGUCAGAGAGUGUGGAGGAGGAGGAGCGUAUGUUGUGGUUAGAGUGUGUGGAGGAGGAGGAGCGUAUGUUGUGGUCAGAAAGUGUGGAGGAGGAGGAGGAGGAGGAGCGUAUGUUGUGGUCAGAGUGUGUGGAAGAGGUGGAGGAGGAGCUUAUGUUGUGGUCAGAGAGUGUGGAGGAGGAGGAGGAGGAGGAGGAGCGUAUAUGUUGUGGUCAGAGUGUGUGGAGGAGGAGGAGGAAGAGCGUAUGUUGUGGUCAGAGAGUGUGGGAGGAGGAGGAGGAGGAGGAGGAGCGUAUGUUGUGGUCAGAGUGUGUGGAGGAGGAGGAGGAGCGUAUGUUGUGGUCAGAGUGUGUGGAGGAGGAGGAGGAGGAGGAGGAGGAGGAGGAGGAGGAGGAGGAGGAGGAGGAGGAGGAGCAGUGUGUGGAGGAGGAGGAGGAGGAGGAGGAGCGUAUGUUGUGGUUAGAGUGUGUGGAGGAGGAGGUGGAGGAGGAGCGUAUGUUGUGGUCAGAGAGUGUGGAGGAGGAGGAGGAGGAGGAGGAGGAGGAGGAGCGUAUGUUGUGGUCAGAGUAUGUGGAGGAGGAGGAGGAGCGUAUGUUGUGGUCAGAGAGUGUGGAGGAGGAGGAGGAGGAGCGUAUGUUGUCAGAGUGUGUGGAGGAGGAGGAGGAGGAGGAGGAGGAGCGUAUGUUGUCAGAGAGUGUGGAGGAGGAGGAGCGUCUGUUGUCAGAGAGUGUGGAGGAGGAGGAGCGUCUGUUGUGGUCAGAGUAUGUGGAGGAGGAGGAGGAGCGUAUGUUGUGGUCAGAGUGUGUGGAGGAGGAGGAGGAGGAGCGUAUGUUGUGGUCAGAGAGUGUGGAGGAGGAGGUGGAGGAGGAGCGUAUGUUGUGGUCAGAAAGUGUGGAGGAGGAGGAGGAGCGUAUGUUGUGGUCAGAGUGUGUGGAAGAGGUGGAGGAGGAGCUUAUGUUGUGGUCAGAGAGUGUGGAGGAGGAGGAGGAGCGUAUGUUGUGGUCAGAGUGUGUGGAGGAGGAGGAGGAGCGUAUGUUGUGGUCAGAGAGUGUGGAAGAGGAGGAGGAGCGUAUGUUGUGGUCAGAGUGUGUGGAGGAGGAGGAGGAGGAGGAGGAGGAGGAGGAGGAGGAGGAGGAGGAGGAGCGUAUGUUGUGGUCAGAGUGUGUGGAGGAGGAGGAGGAGCGUAUGUUGUGGUCAGAGAGUGUGGAAGAGGAGGAGGAGCGUAUGUUGUGGUCAGAGUGUGUGGAGGAGGAGGAGGGAGGAGGAGGAGGAGGAGCGUAUGUUGUGGUUAGAGUGUGUGGAGGAGGAGGUGGAGGAGGAGCGUAUGUUGUGGUCAGAGAGUGUGGAGGAGGAGGAGGAGGAGGAGCGUAUGUUGUGGUCAGAGAGUGUGUGGAGGAGGAGGUGGAGGAGGAGCGUAUGUUGUGGUCAGAGUGUGUGGAGGAGGAGGAGGAGGAGGAGCGUAUGUUGUGGUCAGAGUGUGUGGAGGAGGAGGAGGAGGAGGAGCGUAUGUUGUGGUCAGAGUGUGUGGAGGAGGAGGAGGAGCGUAUGUUGUGGUCAGAGAGUGUGGAAGAGGAGGAGGAGCGUAUGUUGUGGUCAGAGUGUGUGGAGGAGGAGGAGGAGGAGGAGGAGGAGGAGGAGGAGCGUAUGUUGUGGUUAGAGUGUGUGGAGGAGGAGGUGGAGGAGGAGCGUAUGUUGUGGUCAGAGAGUGUGGAGGAGGAGGAGGAGGAGCAGUGUGUGGAGGAGGAGGAGGAGGAGGAGGAGGAGCGUCUGUUGUGGUCAGAGAGUGUGGAGGAGGAGGAGCGUAUGUUGUGGUCAGAGUAUGUGGAGGAGGAGGAGGAGCGUAUGUUGUGGUCAGAGUGUGUGGAGGAGGAGGAGGAGGAGCGUAUGUUGUGGUCAGAGAGUGUGGAGGAGGAGGUGGAGGAGGAGCGUAUGUUGUGGUCAGAAAGUGUGGAGGAGGAGGAGGAGCGUAUGUUGUGGUCAGAGUGUGUGGAAGAGGUGGAGGAGGAGCUUAUGUUGUGGUCAGAGAGUGUGGAGGAGGAGGAGGAGCGUAUGUUGUGGUCAGAGUGUGUGGAGGAGGAGGAGGAGCGUAUGUUGUGGUCAGAGAGUGUGGAAGAGGAGGAGGAGCGUAUGUUGUGGUCAGAGUGUGUGGAGGAGGAGGAGGAGGAGGAGGAGGAGGAGGAGGAGGAGCGUAUGUUGUGGUCAGAGAGUGUGGAGGAGGAGGUGGAGGAGGAGCGUAUGUUGUGGUCAGAAAGUGUGGAGGAGGAGGAGGAGGAGGAGCGUAUGUUGUGGUCAGAGUGUGUGGAGGAGGAGGAGGAGGAGGAGCGUAUGUUGUGGUCAGAGUGUGUGGAGGAGGAGGAGGAGCGUAUGUUGUGGUCAGAGAGUGUGGAAGAGGAGGAGGAGCGUAUGUUGUGGUCAGAGUGUGUGGAGGAGGAGGAGGAGGAGGAGGAGGAGGAGGAGGAGCGUAUGUUGUGGUUAGAGUGUGUGGAGGAGGAGGUGGAGGAGGAGCGUAUGUUGUGGUCAGAGAGUGUGGAGGAGGAGGAGGAGGAGCAGUGUGUGGAGGAGGAGGAGGAGGAGGAGCGUAUGUUGUGGUCAGAGAGUGUGGAGGAGGAGGAGCGUAUGUUGUGGUCAGAGUGUGUGGAGGAGGAGGAGGAGCUUAUGUUGUGGUCAGAGAGUGUGGAGGAGGAGGUGGAGGAGGAGCGUAUGUUGUGGUCAGAGUGUGUGGAGGAGGAGGUGGAGGAGGAGCGUAUGUUGUGGUCAGAGUGUGUGGAGGAGGAUGUGGAGGAGGAGCGUAUGUUGUGGUCAGAGUGUGUGGAGGAGGAGGUGGAGGAGGAGGUGGAGGAGGAGCGUAUGUUGUGGUCAGAGAGUGUGGAGGAGGAGGAGGAGGAGCAUAUGUUGUGGUCAGAGUGUGUGGAGGAGGAGGAGGAGGAGCGUAUGUUGUGGUCAGAGUGUGUGGAGGAGGAGGUGGAGGAGGAGCAUAUGUUGUGGUCAGAGUGUGUGGAGGAGGAGGUGGAGGAGGAGCGUAUGUUGUGGUCAGAGAGUGUGGAGGAGGAGGAGGAGGAGCGUAUGUUGUGGUCAGAGAGUGUGGAGGAGGAGGAGGAGGAGCGUAUGUUGUGGUCAGAGUGUGUGGAGGAGGAGGAGGAGGAGCGUAUGUUGUGGUCAGAGAGUGUGGAGGAGGAGGAGCGUAUGUUGUGGUUAGAGUGUGUGGAGGAGGAGGUGGAGGAGGAGCGUAUGUUGUGGUCAGAGAGUGUGGAGGAGGAGGAGGAGGAGCAGUAUGUGGAGGAGGAGGAGGAGCGUAUGUUGUGGUCAGAGAGUGUUGAGGAGGAGGUGGAGGAGGAGCUUAUGUUGUGGUCAGAGAGUAUGGAGGAGGAGGAGGUGGAGGAGCGUAUGUUGUGGUCAGAGUGUGUGGAGGAGGAGGAGGAGGAGGAGCGUAUGUUGUGGUCAGAGUGUGUGGAGGAGGAGGAGGAGCGUAUGUUGUGGUCAGAGAGUGUGGAAGAGGAGGAGGAGCGUAUGUUGUGGUCAGAGUGUGUGGAGGAGGAGGAGGAGGAGGAGGAGGAGGAGGAGGAGGAGCCGAGCAGGAGUCAGCUCUGUUACUGUGACAACGGCAGCAUCAGGUCAGAGCAUGGACAGUGA